Messenger RNA from Castor canadensis (American beaver), 588 nucleotides. Lineage: Eukaryota; Metazoa; Chordata; Mammalia; Rodentia; Castoridae. The record is from RefSeq and is a predicted model, not a curated record.
AAGAAGAUAUAAGCAAAAAAAUGGACAAAGAUGAAGAGGCUUUAAAGGCAGCUCAGGCAGAACUCAAGGAGGCCCGACGCCAGUGGCACCACUUGCAAGUGGAGAUUGAGUCGCUGCAUGCUGUGGAAAGGGGCCUUGAGAACUCCCUGCACGCCAGCGAGCAGCACUACCAGACGCAGCUGCAAGACCUAGAGGCGGUGAUUGACCGGCUGGAGAAGGAGCUGCAGGAAGUGCGGCGCGGCAUCGAGCGGCAGCUGCAGGAGCACGAGAUGCUCCUCAACACCAAGAUGAGGCUGGAGCAGGAAAUAGCAACUUAUCGCCGCCUCCUAGAAAAGGAGGAAAUCAGAUACUAUGGCUGUAUCCAAGGUGGGAAAAAAGACCCAAAACCUACCACAAGUAGAGUUGGUUUUGUUUUGCCUUCAGCCAUUAUAAAUGAAAUAUCUUUUUCAACCAAAGUCUCACAAAAGUGUGAGAAUGAAAAAGUGGAAACAGUGACCAAACAGGCAAUAUUAAACGGAAACAUCAUGAGGGAGAGCACUGAAACUCAUGGCACUAUUCAGUAAGUAAAGUAACUCUGACUAAGAAUUA